AUGUCAAUCCAACUUCCCAAACUCCCUGUCCCUGUAUCUGAAUUCGUCCGAUAUGCUGAAAAACAGCCACACUCACAAGCUGGUGUGACCCAGGCUGUGGAGCCGUUCAAAGCGUUUGAGGGCAAGCUGCGAGAAAUCUAUGCUCAACAACCUGAGCAUCCUGCUGUGACCGAAAACCAUCUAAUUCCACUCUUUGAGAAUGCUCCUUUCACAACCAGAGCAAGGAACUUGAGCAAGGAAUCGACCCCUGAGAAGGAAAGUUACCUAUUGUCUCUCCCAGAUCAUCUUCGCCGAAAAGAUGGCUCUCCAGCCAUUGUUCAAUCUUUGAAAGACUUCCGAACCAAUUUCAACAUCUUUUCUGAGUCUUCCUUGACUGAACUCAAGUGGGAUAAUGUGGUUGUCGCUGGCAGCGCUGUCAACACUUCUCUCUUGCCCCUUGACGCUCCUUACAGCGAAUCCAAGCGAGCUCUCCGCAAUUACUAUCACGACAAACUCGCUCCUGCGUCUGACGUGGAUCUCUUUCUUUAUGGCCUCAAUGAGGAGGGGGCAAUUGAGAAAAUCAAGCAGAUCGAGACAAGCAUUCGGGACAGCAUCCUCGCGGAAACCACGACCGUUCGAACUAAAAAUGCAAUCACUAUUGCCUCUGAGUAUCCUGUUCGCCACGUUCAGAUCGUAUUGCGCCUAUACAAGAGUAUCUCGGAAAUUCUCACUGGUUUUGAUGUUGAUUGCUCUUGCGUCGCUUACGAUGGCCAACAAGUAUGGGCAUCACCUCGUGCUGUGGCCGCAUUCAUGACGCAGGUGAAUUCCAUUGACUUGACAAGACGAUCACCUUCGUAUGAAAAUCGCCUUUCUAAAUACUCCCAUCGAGGCUUCGAAGUUUACUGGCCACUUAUUGAUCGGAAACGAAUCGACCCUACCAUCUUCGAACGCUCUUUCUCUCGGGUACAAGGGCUUGCUCGACUUCUUGUUCUUGAGAAACUUCCACUUCCAACUGACAGAGAUGACUAUCUCGCAAAGAGGAGAGAGGAACGAGGCCGUCCUCCAAUUCCUCAGAACCACAGAUUCCACAAGAAAUUAAAGGGUAACCUGAAGGACGCACAGCCGGAUGAUAUUGCUGAAUGGGUAGAAGACGAUGUUUCAAAUUAUCAUACGGUCACCAUUCCUUAUGGCCCUACCUAUAACGCGAAGCGGAUUGAAAAGCUUCUUUUCACCAAAGACUUGCUUCUUAAUGCCGAGUGGAAUAAGCCGAAGGACAGAGAGGCAGAGCUCCACCGCCAUCCAGCGUUCUUUGGCUCCAUUGAAGAUGUUAUCCAUGACUGCUGUGGGUUUUGUCCAAAGGCGACUACGGAUGCAGAUCUUGCUGUGCUAGAGGAAGAAGGCAAAAAUUACGUUUCUGGGGACGUUACGUUUCUCAAAGACGACCCGGGUCGCCAAGCUAUUGGCAGUUUCAAUCCUAUCACGAAUGAAGACUGGACCGAGAUGGCGUACGUUGGGAACACAACCAGACUUUGUCAAGCUAUUGUGGGCCACGAUCUUGACGCUGUUCGAGAUUGGUUUUCAUCGCUUGAAGAGACCGAUGUCAACAGACGUGACCAUGCUGGACGAACUCCUCUUCAGCUGGCUGCCAUGUGUUCGACUCCUGAAAUUGUUCAAGUGUUGAUUGAACAUGGCGCUCGCCUCGUUUCAAGGCUGUACAAUGGAAUGACUGCUCUUCACAUCGCAGCCUAUCGUGGAGAGGUUCAAAUCGUCAAAGCCAUCCUGGACAAAAGCCUUGCUAACGAGGAAGAAGAGUCUCGCAAGGAAGACGUUCGCAAGACAGCAAGACGUGGAGCUGCAGGCAUCGUGACCAAGGAAGAUCAUGAAGGCGGGCCGUCAAUUUCCGAGAACACACCUAAAUCUAUCGAUGAUUCGGCCGAAAGUGAGGAAGACGAGUGGGAGGACGAGGACAGUGAUAGUGUGACAGAAGGCUCAUACAUCAAAGUCCGAGAAAAAAAUGAUGCACCUGACCCUUUGGCUGAAGACAAAGAUGACCCGGACGUCUAUGAUGUGGAUGUUUUGGCAUGGGACAAUCCAUUAAGCCCCCUCCACCUCGCCAUCCUUGCCGGUCACAUCAAUAUCAUUGAACUUUUGAUCAACAAAUACGGUGCCGACGCCCUUCUCCCUGUCAAGGUCGUGGAUGAUUAUGAUCGCAAAGAUGCCAAAGCUGCCAUUCUGUCCAUCGUCCUAGCCUUGGAGUUGCCUUUGCGACAGGCAAAUGAUACGGUUAAAGCCCUCCUCGCUCACGGAGCUACUUCCACUCAGGCAGAUAUGAACCAUAUCUCAGCUUUGCAUUAUGCAGUCAAUAAUGGAAAGACUCUUGUGGUAGAGACAUUGGAAAAUGCAGAUCCUGCCGCAGUUGCCACCGCUUGUAACUUCGUUACAGCAAAAGGGUAUCGGACAUCCCCUUCAGUUCAGGCUCCGAUCUUAACUGCGAUACGAACCGGACGGAAAGAUCUUGUGGAGAAGGUUGUCAGUAUGGGCGCGAACCUUGAAAUAACUUUUGAAGCUUUUGAGCAAGCUUACAAGCGUGGGGUUUCUUGGCCUGACGAUGACCACGAUCGGGUGAAAAAGGUAUGGCAAAGAAAUGUCGAACAACCCAUCAUACUUGCUGCAAAGAUGCAAAUGCUAGAUUUUGUGGAGUAUGCCAUCGACCAUGGUGUGAACGUCAACACUAUUGCAAAGGGAGCUUGGGAUUUCCUUGAUCGGUCUUCUUGGGGAUGCGAAGAUAAGUCGUUGGUGGACAUCAUCAAUGAUCACAUCAAGGAUCUGAAAAAAGCCUUGUAUCCAGCAAACACCGAAUAUAUCCCGAAGCCAGCUGACUUAGAGAAGGAUCAGCACUACCUCAUUUUCCCCAAAGGCACUUACCGAUAUUGGACAGUUUAUCAUGAUCUCCAUGAUGCCAAAUUGCUCCACAACCACCAAGUCCAGCAAUUCCGUUCAGAACAGCAUCAACGACGAGAUGAGGAUCAAGAGGGCACAUCGGAGAAAAAUGCUGCGAUAGAGCAGACUAUCACUAAACUCGUCAAUCUUGAAGAUAAACUUCGAAAGCGGGGGGCGGUAUCGUUUCGAUGCUUGUACCCGGACGCCCACAGGAAUGCCACCCGUCGCGUAUACUAUCCAAACGGCAUAAAAGAUUCGCCAUACGAGAGUAGCAUCUCGUUCGGAUCUGCAGACAGCACAGCCGAGAAAAAAGCGCAGUACAUUCAAUUGUUUGAAGCUUGCUGGACCGGAGAUACUGAAACCGUCAAGUCCCUCUGCCUCGCAAAAAAGGAACCUUUGAAAGUUGCAGUCAAAGACAGUCGAGGUUGCAGCCCUUUCUCCGUUGCAACGCUCCAUGGCCACUAUGACCUGGCACAGCUCAUUGUUGAAAUUGCGACCGUUCAGUUUCAGCCAAAGUCUGAAUCAGAAAAGUAUCGGUAUACCCUUGACCCUGGAUAUCAUCGUCACCAUGAUAGCCUUGACCAUGGCAGUGACAGUGAUAGUUGCUGCGAUAGUGAAGACACUUAUCAAAGUGAUAUAGGUAUACUUGCACAUCUUAUUAAGGAUAAAUUCACCGUGGAUGAUAUCACGGCCCUGGCUGAUAGUGUUCAGUCAAAUGUUGAUCCACUCACGAUGGUGUCUUGGGAGUUCCCGGUUUCAAGAGCUGUUGAGAGCAGCAAUGAAAGCAAGCGGAUUAUGCGGUUCCUUUCACGCCUGACCACGCCUAGCCCGUAUGUUGGAGACUACCCAAGUACUUCAUGGGGAUGGUUCAACGCCGCUUUCAGCGCGAUCAGUUCACACAACGUUGAUUCUCUUGUUAGGUUCGCUAUUGUUACAGAUGAUAUACGGCUUUUGAGAUUUAUCAUCAAGAUUGGGAAUGAGCUCACUCAACAGAAAAGUGAUGAGGGUGCUCUCAAAGCAUUCCCGAUCGAUCACACUGAUUUUCGACUGGCAAUCCGCUUAGGACGAGUGGAGAUGAUCGCGGAGAUCUUGAAAUCAACAGGGUUUGGGUUUCCACUUCAGAAAAUAAUCCAACAGUCGGGCGUUAAGCUUGAGCGAUCGCCGGAUCAAUAUCAAGGCUUGACAGUGCACGGGAAGAAGCGGCAACAUUAUGUCGACGCUGCCAGGGGAAGACCUUGGACAGUUCACGAUGGCUCUGACUUCGGAGUCCCCCUCCUGGCCGCCAUCCUGGAGGGCAACAUAGAAUCAAUGGAGUACUUCAUAUCUGAUUCUCCAUUGAGACGAUAUUUAGAAUUUGCAAAUACGUUCAAGGACGACAAGAGAAUUCAAGCACUAUCGAAGACGGAUGGUGGGAUUGAAGGGACACUAACUUCAUGGCUGGAAACCCGGAAUAACCUUGCGCUUCACAUGGCUGUAUUAUCACCGCCGAAUGAAGAUGGAUCGCAGCCAACUGUUGAGUACCUUUUGAAGAAAAUGCCUCACUUAUUGGAUGUUCGAUCGGUUGACGGCAAAACGCCCCUACAGCUGGCUUUUGAAGCAGGUCGUUAUUAUGCAGCCGAGAAAUUGAUCAACGCUGGAGCAAAUCAAGCCACCAAAGAUAACCUUGGUCGAAACAUCCUUCACACUAUUCUGAGCGGCCCUAGUGUUGACAACCACGCGGUGCUUCGCUCACUUUUCGAUCUGCUUGACAAAAAAUUGGUCCCAUCUCUUCUCCUCGAGCGUUCUGGGAUCGACUUAGGCACUGCAACACCGCUGGUCCUGUUCAUCAAUAGCGGUUUCCGUUCGCCUGGUUGGGAAGAAAGCUUAAAGCUUAUCGUGGGGUUCUCAGAAGGCAAGGACCUUGAGAAAAUGAACGGGGCUGGCGACUAUCCCAUCCACAUUGCGGUACGGCGUGAGGAGAUCGACCUGGUAAAAUUUCUAGUCUACUAUCGCCCUUCACUACUCUAUCGGGAAAAUGCCACAGGCAUGACACCUGUUGAUGUUGCAUCAACGACUUUCUUGCGAAGCCACAUAGACAACCCUCCUGAGCUCUCCCAGAGAAAUUAUUGGAGCAUAAAGGAUCAGUCUGCAAGGAGCUUUGUUAUCAAGAGCGAAGAUGAUGUUGAAAUCGAUCAUGAAAUGAUGGACGAUGAGGAGGAAAAGUUCGGCCACACAAUCAACAUGAAGCGUCGCAUGUACCGCUUCAUCAACGCCCUCGUGGCGAAGUUUCCGGGAACAAGGAAAUUGGUCUCUCUUCACGAUGCAAAUGAAGUUGCCAAGCGCCUUGCUUUCCUGCAGCAGAAAACCAGCGAAAUUAAUCGGCGCCUCGAAAACGCUCAGUCAAAGCGUCAAGACGACUGGGGUGAAUCCCACCAUUUCAGGGCAAAUGCCGAACAGGAGGCGGUGCAAGACGAGGUAUCGCGUUCAGCCCAUGCUAACCCAGACCUUCUAGAUUUUGGAUCAUUGAAAUGGAGGAAGGAGGUUGCGAAAGAAGAGAAGAUUGACAAGGUCAUUGAGAAGCAACGGAAGUUGGACAGCCAAUGGUAUGAUGCAGAUGGGAUCAAGGAGACCGAGAACCCAUUCUUCACAAAGUCGUCCCAAGAGCUUGCAAGCAUUGGGGGAUAA
Exophiala aquamarina CBS 119918 is the source of this 5583-nucleotide messenger RNA. RefSeq lists its product as uncharacterized. Lineage: Eukaryota; Fungi; Ascomycota; Eurotiomycetes; Chaetothyriales; Herpotrichiellaceae. The transcript is spliced from 2 exons. Bases 1 to 5583 code for a protein of 1860 amino acids. The record is from RefSeq and is a predicted model, not a curated record. Gene Ontology annotation, molecular function: protein binding.